This is a messenger RNA of Betta splendens (Siamese fighting fish), 2115 nucleotides long. RefSeq names its product tetraspanin 18b (gene tspan18b). Lineage: Eukaryota; Metazoa; Chordata; Actinopteri; Anabantiformes; Osphronemidae. Gene Ontology annotation, cellular component: membrane. The coding region runs from base 567 to 1343 and encodes 258 amino acids. The record is from RefSeq and is a predicted model, not a curated record. The transcript has 10 exons.
ACCGGAGCACAGCAGCUGCAGGCUGCGGCGCGCGGCUCUCAGAGUUCGCUAAACUGUUUGCGUAGCAGCCUCCUCUCGCCGCCGCGCGCCGCUGCUAAUUGGCAUCCCAGAUCUCGGAGCGGUGGAUUUUACACGCCUGCCGGAGCGGUUCACCGCCGCGGACGCUGACCCACGGCUGCUUCAGUCCCGGUACUUCCAUCCAACAGUUCCCGAGCAGAGAGGCUGAUCGGUGGCAGCUUCUUGCAGAGGUGACGGCACCGAGCUGCGUCUUGAGGCCAGAGGCGCUGCAGCCGUUCCUGUUCUCACUCGCAUUCCCUCGUCCCCCUCGCUUCGUCCACGGCCCAGAGUUCGCAGGGAGCAGGAAGCCGAGGGGACGCGUCCUCUCUAUCGGGAGGAAGCAGGACGCCGGCCUGUGCUCGGCCGAGGGUUCUUUGUGCUUAUCUCGCGUCGGCCCCGUUUCCCUCAAUGACGGCCGCGCGGAGCAGCCCAUGAAAACAGGAGAGGAGAGGCAACCAAGAGGAGUCACCAGCUUCCCCUGAACAAAGACGAGGCACCAGCAGAUACACAUGGGGCAGGGCGAGGCUUCAGCUCGGGGGACCACCAUGGAGGGGGACUGCCUCAGCUGCGUCAAGUACCUCAUGUUCGUCUUCAACUUCCUCAUCUUUCUAGGCGGCUCCUUCCUCCUGGGGGUGGGAGUGUGGGUCCUGGUGGACCCCACGGGGUUCAGGGAAAUCGUGGCGGCCAACCCCCUGCUGUUCACCGGCGUCUACAUCAUCCUGGGCAUGGGAGGCAUGCUCUUCCUCCUGGGCUUCCUCGGCUGCUGCGGGGCCAUCCGCGAGAACAAGUGUCUGCUCCUCUUUUUCUUCAUGCUCAUUCUCCUCAUAUUCCUGGCGGAGCUGGCCGCUGCCAUCCUGGCCUUCAUAUUCCGGGAGCACCUGACCAGAGAGUACUUCACCAAGGAGCUGAAGCGCCAUUACCAGGGCUACAACAACACUGACGUCUUCACCUCCACAUGGAACGCCAUCAUGACCACAUUUGACUGCUGUGGGGUGAACAGCCCGGAGGACUUCAAGGACAGCUUGUUCAGGCUGCUGAACCAGAAUCAGGUGGUGCCAGAAGCCUGCUGCCAACGCGCCAGUCAGGCUGGGGAGUUGGCCUAUGACAGGAAGGAGCAGUGCUUAUCUGGCACUUUGAUGUUCCGCAAUAACAAGGGCUGUUAUUCUGCUGUCGUUGACUACUUUGAGCUGUACAUCUAUGUGGCUGGAGCGCUGGCCAUUGUGGUGUUGACCAUUGAGCUCUUUGCCAUGGUCUUUGCGAUGUGUCUCUUCAGGGGAAUCCAGUAGAGCUUCUCCAUCUGCGAACUUCUUUUUAAAAAGGGAAUUCAGGAGAAUUGAACCAAAUGGACUCUUGUAAAUUUGUUGGUCUCUUUUUCUAUUAGUCAAUUGGUUGGAAACAACAAGGUUGCAAGCUCUUGUACUUCACAGCUGGACUUUUGAGGUACUGGGUGGAAAAAAAACAUACUGUACACACACACACAACAUAAAGAAAGAAAGAGAUCAGAGACAAAACUGAUGUAAAAAGAUUUGUGUGUGAAGUGGAAACAGUCAUUUGUGGACCAGGUCUAGCACAGACUGGGUGUAAAGUGGGCCGAGCAUGAGGACCAGGUGAAGCCUGAGCAGACGGCACUGCACUGACUUUUGGAUGAAGAAUAUUUAUAUUGAGUUGGUUUAACUUUAAAAAAAAAGUGUUUUAUGUACACGUUGGCUGUUUUCCCCUUCAUAUAGUAACAACCCGCCCCCCUCCACACGCCUUUGUACAGCCACUCUUCUUUAGCGCUGUAUUACAUAAGCUCUGUGUGUGUGUGUGUGUGUGUGUGUGUGUGAACAUACUGUACUGGAUCCUUUUUUUGAAUGUGUAUGAUCUGGAUUGUGAGCUUGUGACUUUUCAUGAACCCUCCCAUCCCGAGCUUCAAAGCCAACUUCUGCUUCUUUUUCUAUUUGUAUUGUGGUGUUUAUUGCAGUGGUGGUUACUUGUGAUUUAGGUGGUGAAAUGUAUGUUUAUGCAUUUGUAUUAGAUUGUUGGAAAGUCAACAAUAUAAAAGGCAUUUUAAAUGGC